AUGAAUCCUGAACAAGCAAGAGGACCCAUUGAAGGCUCUUGUAGUGAUAAUCUUGAAAAAGAGUUAGUCGAACUUCAAAAACAAUAUGGGCAAGCACCAAAUGUUGAACAUCCACCACCACCUCCUCCUCCACCAGUUACAGCAACAACACAGCCUUUGGAACGAUUAUAUGAGUGUUUCCAGAAACAACACCCACCAGUGUGUGAGGGUAGUACAAAUCUGGUAGAUGUAGAAGACUUGAAGAGCUCAUUGCAAGAUAUUUUUGUGUUCAUGCAUCUGAAUGAUCAAGAGAAAGUAUCUUGUGCUGCUCAUAUGUUAAAUAAAGAUGCAAGAGUUUGGUGCAAUGCAAUAAAACAGACUAGAGACCCAACACAGAUGACCUGGGCUGAUUUUGAGGUAGAUUUUAAUGAGAAGUAUUAUAAUAGUGCUAUACUAACUGCCAAGAUGAAUGAGUUUAGCAGAUUUUACCAGGUCAAUCUAUCACUAGCAGAGUAUGCAAGAAAAUUUGAUCGUUUGGCUAAAUUUUCUCCAGAGAUGGUUCCUACUGAGACUAUCAGAGUUGUGCGUUUUAUGGAAGGACUAAAACCUGAACUAGCAAGAGAUGUUGAUAUGGGGCAUACUGGGCCUAUGACUUACUCUUAG
Messenger RNA from Humulus lupulus (European hop), 642 nucleotides. RefSeq lists its product as uncharacterized. The record is from RefSeq and is a predicted model, not a curated record. The coding region runs from base 1 to 642 and encodes 213 amino acids. The transcript has 2 exons. Lineage: Eukaryota; Viridiplantae; Streptophyta; Magnoliopsida; Rosales; Cannabaceae.